Messenger RNA from Danio rerio (zebrafish), 3645 nucleotides. NCBI's taxonomy places the organism in Eukaryota, Metazoa, Chordata, Actinopteri, Cypriniformes, Danionidae. The record is from RefSeq and is a predicted model, not a curated record.
CCAGUAUUUGUGGGUGUAGUGAGUCUCCGGCAGGUGCCAGCAGCGUCUUCGAGAGGCGCGCGCGUCCAGUGCGCGGCGCCGCGGCAGGAAGAACGCGCGCGGGAGCGAGUAACUGACUCUCAUGAUGGGGAAGUAACUGUCAGCCGCAGAAGAGCCCGAGGAGACAUUUUCACAAGUUUCUAUAUCUUUCCUCAACCUUUUUGUGUGAACAGCGUGAACAUGUUUUCCCGAAAGAAGAAGGAGCAGGCGACUAAAACACCUACAGCCUCCAAAAAGAGCAACUCUGCGCAAAACCCUUCGUUGUCCAUCCUCCAGGAACACUCUCAGAAUGACACUAUGGACGGCUCCUCCAUGUUGACUCCUCCAGAUUCGGUGGCGUUGUCUUGUCCCGGGACACCCUGUGCUCACUCCAGACUGUCGGGCUGCAGUUCUCCUGUCGGGACUGUCAGGCGGCCCCCGGGUCUCAGCCGCCAUGCCAGCGCUGCAGGGUUCCCCUUCCAGACGUCCGGGACCUGGGGCUUCCAUAAGGGUUACGUGCGGGCACCGCUCAACUACGGACAGGCGGCGGAGGGACUGGAAACAUCAGUUAUCGAGGUGGAGGACAUUCCCUCUCUGCUGAGAGACGUCGCACGAUUUGCGGAGGCCGUGGAGAAACUCAAGGACAUGGUGCUGGGUGAAGUGAAAGAGGAGCCGCGCAGCCGUCCAGCCGUUCAUGAGUGUUUAGGGGAAGUUCUGCGUGUUUUGCGGCAGGUGAUCAGCACAUACCCUCUGCUGAACACUGUGGAGACGCUCACUGCAGCAGGAACACUCAUCUCUAAGGUCAAAGGGUUCAGUUAUGAAGGCACCACUGACGCUCAGAAGAAAGACUUUGAGAAGGCCAUUGAGACCAUUGCUGUAGCCUUUAGCAGCAAUGUUUCAGAGCUGCUGAUGGGAGAGAUUGACAGCACUACUCUACUGUCCCUGCCACCCACUGAGAAGAGCAGGUCGAUGGAGGAUCUGUACAGGUUGUCUUCAGGUCAGGGCCCUGAAGGAGGAGGAAAAUACGACCAGCAGGACUGCAUCAGUCCUCAGGAGGUGGAUAUUCUCCUGCAGCGCAGUGAAGGCGGCGUCGACUCGGCUCUGAGUUACUCCAAAUCCAUCGCCAAAUACAUGAAGGACAUCAUCAGCUACGUCGACAAGAGAAUUGCUCUCGAGAACGAGUUUUCUAAAGGUCUCCAGAGACUCUACCAGUCCUGCAAACAAAACAUCAUACAGGAUCACAUGCCUCUGCUGUCCAUCUUCUCUCUGGCUCUGGAGCAGGACUCUGAGCAGAGCUGCGGUUUACAGCAGACCACAAACAACAUCUACACACACUCCUUCCUACAGCCAAUGACGCAGCGCAGACAGGAGCACGAGAAGAAGCGCAGAGACAUUAAAGAGCAGUGGCAGAGGGCCAAGAGAAAACUGGCUGAUGCGGAGAGUAACCUACGUAAGGCCCGUCAGCUGUACAUGAGCCGCUGUGAGGAGUACGAGAGAGCCAGGACGGUAGCCAAUAAGGUGGAAGAGGAACAAAGCGGUACAGGAAGCGGCUCAACCACUAAAGCUCUGGACAGGAAGAGACGACUAGAAGAGGAAGCACGCAACAAGGCGGAGGAGGCCGAGGCCACGUAUCGCACCUGCAUCGCUGAUGCCACGACUCAACAGCAGGAGCUGGAGGACAUGAAGGUGAACGUGUUAAAACAGAUCCAGGAGCUCAUCAGACAGACGGACCAGAUCCUGCGAGCGUGCACCAUCUCGUAUUAUCAGACAAUGCAUGUGCAGACCGCAGCACUGCCGGUGCAUUUCCAGACGCUGUGUGAGAGCUGUAAGCUGUUUGAUCCGGGUCAGCAGUAUGCAGCGUACGUCAAAAACCUGCAGCUGCGCACCGAACGGCCUCUACAGUACCAGUUUGAGCCAUACUCUGCUUCCAGCCACCAGCAGUUACUUCGUACCCGGAACAACAGCCUGUCCAAUGACCAGCGACAAAACAGCUGUGAGGCUCCUACCACCCCUGAGGAGGCGGGGUUUGGAGAAGGAACUGUGGUUAAGCAAAGACGAGGUCAAGUUCGGGAUCACCAUCAGGCUCAUAAGUCCUGGCCCUCCACACUGAGUGACACUGACAGUGUUGGUCCUGGAAGUGGACUGGGCUCUCCCACCAACAGCACUGGAGACAUCUCAAAGCCGUCAAGGCCAGUGUCUGCGGCCACUUUAUCAUCCAAUGAAGAUUUAGAGGAGAGAGAUGGUGCCAUGACCCAGUUCGAACAAAGCAUAAAUGGGAUUGAACCAGAAAUCGUGGCUCCCACUGGACCAUUCAGAAACGUUGGAUUGUCCAAAGCUGCAAAAACCCAUCGGCUGCGCAAACUUCGCACGCCAUCCAAGUGUAGAGAAUGUGACAGCUACGUUUAUUUCCAGGGUGCAGAAUGUGAGGAGUGUUUUCUAGCGUGUCAUAAGAAGUGUCUGGAGUCUCUGGCCAUCCAGUGUGGGCAUAAAAAGCUCCAAGGCCGCUUGCAGCUCUUUGGUCGGGAUUUCUCUCAAGUCCUGCAUGGUAAAGAGGACGCUGUUCCCUUCAUCAUCAAGAAAUGCAUCACGGAGAUCGAGAGGAGAGCGCUCAAAAUGAAGGGAAUCUACCGUGUGAAUGGAGUGAAGACCCGUGUGGAGAAGUUGUGUCAGGCCUUUGAGAAUGGAAAAGAGCUGGUGGAGCUCUCGCAGGCGUCUCCACACGACAUUAGUAAUGUGUUGAAGCUCUAUCUGAGACAGCUCCCGGAGCCCAUCAUGCCCUUCCGGAUGUAUAAUGAGCUGAUGGGACUGGCCAAGGAGAGCCUGAAUUCGGAUGCAUCUGAGUCCACUGAUGGGGUAAAGAGCCCAGAACUGGUGGAUCGUGGGCCAGAAACAGAAGCCGAAGUGCUGACACUGGUGGACAAACUCAGAGAAGUGCUAAAGCGGCUGCCGAACGCUAACAUCGCCACGCUAAAGUACAUCAUUCAGCACCUGCGCAGGGUCUCAGAGCUGGAGCAGGAGAAUAAAAUGAGUGCCAGUAAUUUAGGCAUCGUGUUCGGGCCGACGCUAAUGAGACCCAAACCCACCGGGGCCACAGUUUCCCUCUCGUCUCUGGUGGAUUAUCCUCAUCAGGCCCGAAUCGUGGAGGCUCUGAUCGUCUUCCAGCAGAGCAUCUUCAUCUGCACGACCAAAUCUCCUGCUCAGCGUCAGGACAGUGAGACUGGAGCUCAUGAAGAGCCAAUCAGAGCCCAUCAGGAGUGCGGUGAGACAGCACACGGUGAUUCAGUGGGCUCGUCAGGCUCUCAGGAGCGCUCUCUGGACUCAGACUCGGAUGUGGAGGAUCCGGCUGCUGGUUUCAGACCCCACCGUCCACCUCUAGUUAGUCAGGAGAGCGAAACCAGCACAGAAGAAGACCAAUUGAGUCCCAGAGCCAGUCUGGAUCUGAGCGGCCUCGUCCCAGAAACCAUCCCAGAGCAGAGCGUCCCAGAGCCUGCAGAAAACACCAGCGGCAGAUCCCAGCAGUAAGAGCAGAAUCCAGAGCGUACACACACACCACCGCCAGAGCUCAGUGUCAUGCUUGUACAAGAAGCCUGUUCAUUUGAUCAAAAAUACAGCACAAUUGUGAAUUAU